AUGUCAAGAGAACCGCCCAACAACCUCGUCAUCUUUGGCCCAGAUGCAAACUGUACCUUGGCCCUCUGCCCUGUAGAAUGGAGCGUCUACCAAUACCGACCUUCGCUCGCAGCCAACGGUACCUUUAUCGCCCUCUACGCCCUGGCCAUGAUAACGCACAUCAUACUCGGCAUUCGCUGGAGGCAGUGGUUUUUCAUGUCCUUCAUGAUACUCGGCUGCUUGUUUGAGAUUGUUGGAUAUAUUGGUCGUAUCAUUCUAUACCACAACCCCUUCAACUUUGGAGGCUUCAUGAUACAGAUUGUCUUUGUCACUAGUGGACCUGUGUUUUACACGGCUGCUAUAUAUGUGACUUUAGCCAAGACUAUCAAGCACUUUGCCCCCGAAGUCUCUCGCUUUAGACCAGAGUUCGUCUGGUGGAUCUUUAUUCCUGCCGAUAUCAUCUGUCUCGCUCUACAAGGUACCGGAGGCGCUCUGUCAACCAUCAGCCAAGGCUCUAGCCAAAUGGGCAUCGACGUUGCCCUGGCCGGUCUUUCACUACAAGUCGUCAUCCUUGUUCUCUUCUGCGCUAUUCUAGGCGACUACCUUUGGCGAUACUUCCGCAGCGGAUCGGCCGGGGCGUUGAGCAAACGCAUGCGAGUCUUCUUUGGCUUCGUGAGCGCUUCUGUCAUCUUGAUCCUUGCGCGGUGCGCCUUUCGAUGUUAUGAGUUGAGCAAAGGAUAUCAGGACUCGGACCUCAUUUCGGACGAGGGAUUGUUCAUUGGUCUCGAGGGAGUACUUAUUGUCAUUGCUGUCUUUUGUCUCUGCGUGGGACACCCAGGACUUGUAUUCAAUGACAGGGCUACGAGAAAGAUCUCUGCAUCCUCGUCUAGUGAUGUAGAGAAAUAG
This is a messenger RNA of Fusarium venenatum, 885 nucleotides long. Its product is annotated as RTA1 like protein-domain-containing protein. Gene Ontology annotation, cellular component: fungal-type vacuole; plasma membrane. Lineage: Eukaryota; Fungi; Ascomycota; Sordariomycetes; Hypocreales; Nectriaceae. The record is from RefSeq and is a predicted model, not a curated record.